AUGCCCCCAGCAGCGUGUCUGGUGCGCAGCAGUGUGAAUAUCGACGAGACGUUCCAAGUGCCGCAUAUCGUUAAACUGGGCGAGACGAUUUCGUCCAGCGGAUUUGUUUCGCGGCCCGGCGGAAAAGGUGCCAACGUUGCGGCGGCGCUGAGCCUUGCAGGAGCGCAGGUCACCAUGCUCGGUGCGGUCGGCACGGAUGCUGAGUGGCCGCUCAUGUAUCUGGAGGAGCGUGGUGUGGACACGCGCCAUGUCUACCGCUCCAAGACCGAUCCUACGGGCCGUGCGUUUAUUCAAAUUGCCGCAGACGGCGAGAAUUCCAUCGUGCUGCUCCAAGGCGCGAAUUAUGUGCGCUCCGAUGCCAUCGACGACCCUGCAGCGUGGAUGGGAAAGUGUACACACCUCAUGCUCCAGAACGAGAUUCCACUCGAGGUAACUGUUGCGUAUGCCGCCGCGGCGCAGGCUAGGAAAGAGCAAGGCGAGGCGCGCCUCGUCACUGCGUUCAACCCCAGCCCGAUGCUCUCGGCUGCAGAGAUCAAAACGUUUCCGUGGGGCGGAAUUGAUGUGCUGAUUGUGAACGAGGGCGAGGCUGCAGAUAUGCUGCGUGCAAUGACCGGUAAGGACGAGAGCACAAGCGCGCCGGCAGAGGCACUCGCGGCAUUGCCUGCGUUAGCGCAGGUCACCUGGAUCGUUGUCACGCGCGGGAGCCAUGGCUCCGCAGCCUCUGUCCAGCUAAAAAAAGAGCGUAUCUACCUAGAGGUUCCUGCGCACCGCGCGGCCAACGUCGUGAAUACGACGGGCGCUGGCGAUACAUUCACUGGAUAUCUCGUAGCGGGGCUUAUGGAUGCGUACACGAACAAUGCCCAGUGGACUCGCGAACUGAUUGAUACUGUGCUGCACCGCGCAAGUGUCGCUUCGUCCAUGGCAGUGGAAAAAGACGGCGCGAUGGAGAGCAUGCCAUCCAGGGCGGCAGUCGAUGCUGUGGUGCAGUAA
Molecule: messenger RNA, 990 nt
Organism: Malassezia vespertilionis
Lineage: Eukaryota; Fungi; Basidiomycota; Malasseziomycetes; Malasseziales; Malasseziaceae
Gene: RBK1
Product: ribokinase
Exons: 2
Coding region: 1-990 (329 amino acids)
Biological process (GO): D-ribose metabolic process
Molecular function (GO): ribokinase activity
Source: RefSeq, a predicted model, not a curated record